Messenger RNA from Lepus europaeus (European hare), 1515 nucleotides. RefSeq names its product sarcoglycan zeta (gene SGCZ). Lineage: Eukaryota; Metazoa; Chordata; Mammalia; Lagomorpha; Leporidae. Gene Ontology annotation, biological process: heart contraction; cardiac muscle tissue development. The record is from RefSeq and is a predicted model, not a curated record. The coding region runs from base 128 to 1063 and encodes 311 amino acids. The transcript has 8 exons. Gene Ontology annotation, cellular component: sarcoglycan complex; sarcolemma.
AUGAGACUGAGAGAAGCUGCCAGGGCUUGGAGGAGGGUAAUCAUGAGUUUCAGCUGGAAACUAAAAGACUAGAUUGCUUUUCGCUACAACUUGCCGGGUUCCUCUCCACUUCCUUUAGUUGCGCUCCAUGGACAGAUCAACCAACCUGGACAUUGAGGAGCUCAAGAUGACCCGAGAACAAUACAUACUAGCAACACAACAGAAUAACCUGCCAAGGACUGAGAAUGCACAGCUUUAUCCAGUGGGAAUUUAUGGCUGGCGAAAGAGGUGCUUAUACUUCUUUGUCCUUCUGCUGUUGGUUACCAUGAUAGUUAACUUAGCCAUGACAAUAUGGAUAUUGAAAGUUAUGAAUUUCACUGUGGAUGGUAUGGGAAAUCUGAGAGUCACCAAGAAGGGAAUCCGACUUGAAGGUAUAUCUGAGUUUCUACUUCCAUUGUAUGUGAAAGAAAUUCAUUCCAGAAAGGAUAGUCCACUGGUCUUACAGUCUGACAGGAAUGUAACAGUGAAUGCAAGAAAUCACAUGGGACAGUUAACUGGACAACUGACAGUAGGAGCUGAUGCUGUGGAAGCUCAGUGUAAAAGAUUUGAAGUGAGAGCCAGUGAGCAUGGCAGGUUGCUGUUUUCUGCAGAUGAAGACGAGAUCACCAUUGGGGCUGAAAAGCUCAAAGUUACAGGCACUGAAGGCGCUGUAUUUGGGCACUCGGUGGAGACACCUCACAUCAGAGCAGAACCCUCCCAAGACCUCAAGCUUGAAUCACCCACCAGAUCCUUGAUCAUGGAAGCACCUCGCGGGGUCCAGGUGAGCGCAGCUGCAGGAGACUUCAAGGCCACCUGCAGGAAGGAGCUCCACCUGCAGUCCACGGAAGGGGAGAUAUUUUUAAAUGCAGAUACAAUCCGGCUGGGAAAUCUACCAACCGGCUCCUUUUCAUCUUCACCCAGCUCCUCAAACUCUCGACAGCCAGUGUACGAACUCUGCGUGUGCCCCAAUGGCAAACUGUACCUUUCUCCAGCCGGAGUAAGUUCCACUUGUCAGUCCAGUAGCAACAUCUGCUUGUGGAGCUGAAGUGACUGAUUUCUCCUCACACCAGAAUAGCCUUUUGUUCUGUCCGUCUGCUUCACAGUUCUGCUCGGUUUCCCUUGUGAUCAGUCCAGAGCAUCUUCAAAUGGUCCACGGAGCGACUUCUUCCAGUGUUCAGCAGGGAUUUGCUGCCACCAUCUCCUGUGGUUUCUGGAACUGCUCAACACAGAGUGUGAGUGACACAGCAGUGGAAAAACCAACUUCCACAGGAAAACUGGAUCAGAAGUCUUGCUCAAAAGGGAGAAUAACAUAGGUGCCUUUGCUACAACAAGUGAAGCACACAGUUCUAGGUUUUUGCAGGAUCUGGAUAUGAACUGCACAUAUACACAUUACAUAGAUGAAAUUCCCAGUAUCCAAUGGCAAGAUGAAAUGGUUAACUCUGUAAGACAACUAAUUCUACAGUUUGAAAGCACAAUUUUCCAUUCAUCUUUUUGGAU